Molecule: messenger RNA, 396 nt
Organism: Cladophialophora bantiana CBS 173.52
Lineage: Eukaryota; Fungi; Ascomycota; Eurotiomycetes; Chaetothyriales; Herpotrichiellaceae
Exons: 2
Coding region: 1-396 (131 amino acids)
Source: RefSeq, a predicted model, not a curated record
AUGGCAACGUCCAGCUUCCAACAGAGUGGCCGUAUUCGGGGCUCGAAACGCGACCCUGCAGAGCAGAUCCCGAUCCCCAAAGUUAUCACAGAUAUCAUACGGAAGAAAACUGGGAAUAUUAACAGAACCAGCGUCAAAUUCGCUAUCAAGGACAUCGCUCGCUUGUUAGUCAAAAGCUCUCUCUCCAAGACCGGCAAGACAGGAACAGCGUUGGUCAUCUUCUGUGAUCCAGUCCCCGGACGAUAUCUGGCUAUGAUGCAGAGCAGUGAUCGCGAGGUUUUAUCUGGUGACGGUGAUGAUGAUGGAGAGUCGUCAGUGGAUGUCAACAUCAAGUUCAUUGGGACAGCACAGUUAUACGAACCUCAAUCUGAAGAAAACAUCGUUACCAAGAAGUAA